UGUGGAGGUCCUACCUGGUGGAGAACAGUGGCACUAUGCCUCGUUUUACUGUACAUGUCAGGGAUGAGUGGCUGACUGUUCCCUGUAAGGAUACAUCCUGCACUAUAAAAUGGUUGGGAGUGGAGGCGCUUAAACGCUACCUAAAGAACAAGCCAGGUAACGGAGGGAUUCCACAUGUUAAAGACGUGUGCUUCGUGGCUAGGAGGUGUCAGGGACAAGGCUUGCUUGAUGCCGAUGACACCAUAGAAGAUGUCUUGGAGGACAAUGACUUUGUUGAGCUGGAGAUUAAAGGAGACACCAUGUCAUCUGACUUCAUUCCUAGCCAACCUGGAAUGUCAUAUUUAACAAGAACCUACAGAGAGCCAGAGGAGUAUCUUUAUCUAGAUGGCAACAGUCUGAAUUCCACCGACCUGGUCAAGCUUGGACAAGGCCUCUACAAGAUUAAGCUGACCCCUGAGGCUGAGCACAAGGUUGAGCAGUCAAGAGAACUUCUGGACACCAUAGUAAAAGAAAAAAAAGUUGUUUAUGGGAUCACCACAGGAUUUGGAAAAUUUGCUCGUACCAUCAUCCCAAUCGGCAAACUUAAGGAACUACAGGAGAAUCUUAUUCGUUCACACGCUGCAGGUGUGGGCAGUCCCCUGAGCCCUGAGAGGACUCGAAUGUUGCUGGCUCUCAGAAUAAACGUUCUGGCUAAAGGCUACAGCGGCAUCUCUUUAGAAACUCUGCAUAACAUCAUACAGGCUUUCAACGCAUCAUGUCUGUCUUUUGUUCCUGAGAAAGGAACAGUCGGUGCCAGUGGAGACCUUGCCCCACUCUCACAUCUAGCUCUGGGGCUGAUGGGAGAAGGAAAGAUGUGGUCGCCUAAAAGUGGCUGGGCUGAUGCCAAAUACGUACUGGAGGCACAUGGGCUGAAGUCUAUAUCACUAAAACCAAAAGAAGGCCUGGCUUUAAUUAACGGCACACAGAUGAUCACUUCACUGGGGGCAGAGGCUGUGGAAAGGGCAGAGUCCAUUGCCAGACAGGCUGAUAUCAUUGCAGCCCUCACCCUGGAAGUCCUGAAAGGGACCACAAAAGCUUUCGACAGUGACAUCCACAAGCUGCGCCCCCACCAGGGGCAGAAAGAGGUGGCUCUCCGUUUCCGUGCUCUUCUGGACUCUGAUCACCACCCAUCAGAGAUUGCAGAAAGUCAUAGGUUUUGUGACCGAGUCCAGGAUGCAUACACCAUGCGCUGUUGCCCCCAGGUCCAUGGUGUUGUCAACGAUACGAUUGCUUUUGCAAAAAACAUCAUAAACACAGAAAUUAACAGCGCUACUGACAAUCCUAUGGUGUUUGCAGAGAGGGGAGAAACUAUUUCGGGUGGAAAUUUUCAUGGAGAGUAUCCAGCAAAGGCACUGGAUUAUUUGACGAUUGGGGUACAUGAGUUGGCAUCAAUCAGUGAGAGGCGAAUUGAGCGUCUCUGUAACCCGUCUCUCAGUGAGCUCCCUGCCUUUCUGGUUAAUGACGGAGGGCUGAACUCAGGCUUUAUGAUUGCACACUGCACGGCUGCAGCUCUUGUCUCUGAAAACAAAGUGCUGUGUCACCCCUCCUCAGUGGACUCACUAUCCACUAGUGCUGCCACAGAAGACCAUGUGUCCAUGGGAGGCUGGGCUGCCCGGAAAGCUCUACGGGUGAUCGAACAUGUGGAGCAAGUGUUGGCUAUUGAAAUGCUGGCUGCGUGUCAGGGCAUUGAGUUCCUCCGUCCACUUCGCACCACAACACCAUUGGAGAAAGUGUAUGACUUGGUGCGCUCUGUUGUCAAACCCUGGAUAAAGGACAGAUUUAUGGCUGCAGACAUUGAAGCUGCCCACAGGCUUCUCAUAGACCAGAAGGUGUGGAAUGUUGCUAAACCAUACAUUGAGAAGUACUGUAUGGAGCACUUUCCCGAAUCACGACCUUCCUCUCCUACUGCCUUCUCUCUGGAGUCACCAGCAUCGCCACAGAAACGUGUCAGACUGGAAUGACAGUGAUUCUACCCAUGAAAACCCACGCAAAAAAACAUAAUAUUAGAUAUUAAUACUAAUAAGAUGCUAAUGCUAAUUAUUUCUACUUUAUGUUACAAUGUUUUACAUUAUAACAAAUUAUAUUUAAUGGUCCAAAAAAUGUUUCUUUUUCACUGUUAAGAAUAUGUUUGCUUUAUUGCUGUCACUUAUGUUUGUGAAACAGCUACAAGCUUAGAUGGAGUCUGUGUAUGGUGGUUGCCAUACCCUGAGCUCUGAGUCAGUGCUAGUGUAUCUAAAAUAAAAUACAUUUAAAUAAG
Messenger RNA from Trichomycterus rosablanca, 2296 nucleotides. It is a transcript of the gene hal, whose product is annotated as histidine ammonia-lyase. Lineage: Eukaryota; Metazoa; Chordata; Actinopteri; Siluriformes; Trichomycteridae. The transcript has 20 exons. Gene Ontology annotation, biological process: L-histidine catabolic process. Gene Ontology annotation, cellular component: cytoplasm. Gene Ontology annotation, molecular function: histidine ammonia-lyase activity. The record is from RefSeq and is a predicted model, not a curated record. Bases 36 to 2000 code for a protein of 654 amino acids.